Letharia columbiana is the source of this 480-nucleotide messenger RNA. RefSeq lists its product as uncharacterized. Bases 1 to 480 code for a protein of 159 amino acids. Lineage: Eukaryota; Fungi; Ascomycota; Lecanoromycetes; Lecanorales; Parmeliaceae. The transcript has 2 exons. The record is from RefSeq and is a predicted model, not a curated record.
AUGGAUCCUAAAAUGUCCUCGAACACCAAGGAGGGGGUCAGGGACAUGGGCGCCGGCCGACUUACUCACGACCAUCUUCACUCUCAUCAAAUGCAGCUGUCUCUCUCUCUACUCGCUCCUCCCCUCGGAGCGACGGUCUCCGCUAAUGGUGGAACGCCCGGACGACGGUUCUACAACAUUCGGUUUCAAACAGAUCAGAUUCAGUACCUCACUGGCGUUGAUCCUCUCUUCUCUAACGCAUCCUCAAACGUCAAUGUCCGCGGCGGCAAUACCAAAUUCGAGUUGUUAUGCACUGACUUCGACGGAUUAGAGUGUGGCAGUCCUUAUACCACUAUUCGUGGUAGCGGUUUUGCUCUGGCAAUUGCCCAGUCGACGACUAGCAUGAGUGGGAAAUACAUCAAUCCGGGCACGCAUACGAAGAGCGUCGAGAUGAUGCCUAGCCGUUUGAGCAAGGUGCAGGUCAGAAUGGUCAAGCGGUAA